Molecule: messenger RNA, 952 nt
Organism: Oppia nitens
Lineage: Eukaryota; Metazoa; Arthropoda; Arachnida; Sarcoptiformes; Oppiidae
Product: adiponectin receptor protein-like
Exons: 1
Coding region: 56-952 (298 amino acids)
Biological process (GO): adiponectin-activated signaling pathway
Cellular component (GO): plasma membrane
Molecular function (GO): signaling receptor activity
Source: RefSeq, a predicted model, not a curated record
CUUCAUAUAUUUUUUAUAUAACGUGUUUUUUAGUUAUAAAUAAUUAACAAAAAAUAUGAAUAAUUUAAAAUAUCGACAAAAAUCAAGUUACGAAACAUCAACGACAUCACCAACAGUUGAUCCUAACGUUCAGCACUGGACUACAGUAGUGUACGAUUCAUUGCCCAAGUUUUUACGUGACAACAAUUACAUCCGCGGCCAACAUCGGCCAGUGUUGCCGUCCUUUCGGUUAUGUUUUGGCUCAAUAUUUCGCAUACACUCUGAAACCGGUAAUAUAUGGACACAUUUGGUCGGUUUUGUUGUGUUUGUUAUAAUCUCAUUGUCAUUGUUGGCAAUUGGUCCACACAAACACACACUCUUACCAAUGGACAAACUGAUGCUCGGCGUCUAUUUUACCGGUGCAUUGGUAUGUCAUUUGUUGUCAACCGUAUAUCACACUUGCAAAUGUCAUUCACCGGGUGUGUGUCACGUGUUUCACGCGCUAGACUUUUGUGGUAUUUCGUUACAAAUUAUCUGUUCAAUGAUACCGUGUUUUUACUACGGCUUCUAUACUCAGUACAUGAAAUGGUUUUACAUUUAUACCGGUGCCGGUACAACAUUGUUUUGUGUUGCACUGACCAUAUCGCUGUACCCAAAGUUUGCUACACCAGUUUAUAAACCGUUACGGGCACUGGUGUUUUUGGUAUUCGGACUGUCCAAUGUGGUGCCCGGUUUGCAUUUAUAUUAUAUACURGAACCACAGUUUAUGUACUGCUGGUCACUGGUAGUCUUACAGGGAAUGGUGUAUGUUUUGGGAGCCGUAAUCUAUGCCUUAAGGAUACCCGAAAAGUAUUUUCCSGGAAAAUGUGAUCUCUGGCCGCAAUCGCACCAAAUAUUUCAUUCAUUGGUCACAAUCGGAGCCCUAAUUCACUUUCGAAGCAUUUAUCGUAUGAUUUAUUUGAGACAAAUUUGA